Diversispora eburnea is the source of this 1836-nucleotide messenger RNA. Lineage: Eukaryota; Fungi; Glomeromycota; Glomeromycetes; Diversisporales; Diversisporaceae. The record is from the annotation of a GenBank genome assembly.
AUGGACUUUUAUCGUACAAAGGUGGCGAAUUCUGAUCCUGGAUUUGACUUGGCGGGGGGAAGCAAAGCUCGAAAUAUACUUGAUAACCGGAAAUCCAAUACUUCCAAUACCUCUUUAAGUAUUUCUAAUGAUACACUAAUUUUUCUUUGUUUCGUCAAGAGCUGGACUGCAACAGUAAAGAACUUUAAAAAAGAUCUCGAACAAGUCAAAAUCGAUCGUCUGCAGAUAAACCAACUUUCAACUGGAGAUGGUACAACAUACAACAAUUGUCACAUAAUUUCGGAGAAACAUUGUCGAGAUGCGGGUGAUGAUGAAAAAAAGAAAACCGAAGGAGCUGCAAUUCCGGCAAAAAAGUGUAAAACUGAAUCCGAAAAUAGAACAAGAAUUGGGAGAACUGUUGUGCCGAAUUAUGGUCAUUUUUAUUUCGGGUCGGUGACAAAUGAAGAUUCCGAUACUUCGGAAAAUUCUUCACAAGGAUCUUUUAGUAGUUUAGAUAAGCUAAACGAUGAGUUGGCUAUUCAAGAGAACGACCACUUUGAUAAAAAUCAAGAAAUUCAAAAUGAUGAUCAGAAAUCUUUAACAUUAACUUCAAGUAUCAUUGAAACAGAUGUAAUUGUAAAUAAUUCCUCUCAAGAGACUGACGAUGAUGAAGAUAUACCUCCAGAGGAUUCAUUUCUCUCUGCAUCUAGCGGUCCAAAAGUUUGGAUCUUGCCUUCGGGUCAGAACGUUGGGGACAUCUAUGCUAGCAAGAUAUCUGAGAAUGCAAGAGCAACUAAAAAAAAGAAGAAAUUAACAGCCAUUGAGAAAGCUAUAUUGCGCUAUGGUGCAUCAAAUAUAAUUGAUUUGUCCGCUCACAUGAAGGAAUGGUUUUGUAUUGAUGACAGAAAAUUCAUUAUAAAAGAUUACGAAUCUAUGUUACGAAUUCCUGAGAUGGCAACCGAAGAGAGCUCAUUUUUGGUACGUAAAGGAAAAAUAGAUCAGGCACACGAAUACUGCAUGGACACUCAUGUUAAAUCCGAAAAAAAUAGUUUUUUAUAUAAGAUGAGCAAAAUAUAUGGUGACUUCAUUUACAAGAGCGAAGAUCAAGUGAAUAUCUUGAAUGUUAUUCUGGAAAGCACACACACAGAAAUUGAUGUAAUUUUAAAAGCAUGUGCAUGCAUGGUUGAAGGACCGAGCAAAAACCUUAAAGGGGAAUCCUUUUGCCCGUUGAGCAGGAGUACAGAUUACACCAAGGGACGUAAAUGUGAUGUUCGUUUCAUAUCGGCAUUAGGGGUUGAUGUUGGAGAAUGGGAAUUUUCUGCAAAAGCUAUAGCGAAUAAGUCCAUUGGUGAAAGAUGCCAUUCCGCUCGAAUAAAUCAAUCGAUUUUGAACGGAUUGCUAGAAUUUGAGGAUUUAAUGGAAAUUUUUUAUUUUGUCUUUCCUGGACCAAAGUUUGAAUUGCCCAUAAGACUUCGAGAUAUCGGAAAACUGAAAACUGCUAUAAAUGUUAUCAAGUUAGUCAUGGUUGAUUCUAUUUCUGUCAUUGAAAAAUUUAUAUCACCAAUCUAUUUUAACAUGAUAUGUUGUGCAGACAUGUAUGAAAAAACUUGUGAAACUAUAGAAAAUCUGGAAACAUUUCAUCAUGAUUUUGACGAUAUAUUUGAUGAAGAUUAUCACGUAGACAAGCUUACUCAUUUUAAAAGACGUUACCGUAAUCGUACACCACCACCAACUUAUAGAGAAGUGACACCAAUGUCAAGCCGUCGUGAAUUCACCACCAAUCAAAAGAAUCGAUCCGCGUUUUCUGCCCGAAGAAUUCCUAGUGAAAGGGAUGAGGAUAGUAAUCGAAUAAUGUAA